GCGGUUUCCGGAGAGCAAAGAAAACAAAAGGGCAGAAGUGGGAACCAGAAAUUUAGGAGGAGCACAUAGCAAUUGAAUCUCUUUUUUCAAUUUCAGUUUCAGGCUUUCAACGCUUUGAUAUUUGCAACACAACAUAGAUUUAGAGAAAGGUGCGGUUGAAUUGGAAACGCAUUGAAGCGGAGGAUGGGAUAGGUCACAAAUAUCAUCGUCAUAAUCAUCUUCUUCUUCUUCUUCUUUCUCUUUGAGAUCGAGUUCCAGAAUGAGCCAACGCGUCCCUUCGUCUCGAACGGUUCGGCUCGGCCAUGUCCAGCCCCAGGCCCCUGGUUACCGCACUAUCUUCGGCAACGAUCGCCUCGCUAAUCUUCCCGUCCGAUUCAAGGGGAAUUCAAUAUCGACUACGAAGUUCAACUUUUUCACUUUUUUGCCAAAGGGAUUGUUUGAACAGUUCAGGCGGGUUGCUAAUCUCUACUUUCUUACAAUCUCAAUUUUGUCUACCACACCAAUCAGCCCCGUGUCUCCAAUAACUAAUGUUAUUCCUCUAUCUCUGGUGCUUCUCCUCUCUCUAAUUAAGGAAGCUUUUGAGGACUGGAAGCGUUUUCAAAAUGACAUGGCCAUAAACAAUAAUAUGAUAGAUAUUUUGCAAGAUCAAAAGUGGGUGUCUAUACCCUGGAAAAAGUUGCAAGUUGGUGACAUUGUCAAGGUUAGGCAGGAUGGAUUCUUUCCUGCAGAUCUGCUUUUCCUGGCUAGUACAAAUGUAGAUGGUGUCUGCUACAUUGAGACAGCUAAUUUGGACGGGGAAACUAAUUUGAAGAUUAGGAAAGCUUUGGAAAAGACUUGGGAUUACCUGACUCCAGAGAAGGCAUCUGAGUUUAAAGGUGAAAUUCAGUGUGAACAACCGAACAAUUCAUUGUAUACCUUCACUGGAAAUCUUAUAUUUCAAAACCAAACACUUCCUCUCAGUCCAAAUCAACUUUUGUUGAGAGGAUGCAGUCUCAGGAAUACAGAGUAUAUUGUUGGGGUUGUUAUUUUUACAGGACAUGAAACAAAGGUGAUGAUGAAUUCUAUGAACGUUCCUUCCAAAAGAAGUACAUUGGAGAGGAAGCUUGACAAACUUAUACUCACUCUAUUUGCGACUCUAUUUGUGAUGUGUUUUAUUGGAGCUGUAGGCAGUGCUAUUUUUGUAAACAAGAAGUAUUUCUAUUUACAUCUUGAAUCAUCAGAGGAGGGCUCAGCACAGUUCGACCCAAGAAACAGAUUUUUGGUUUUCCUUCUAACUAUGUUUACCCUCAUCACUUUGUACUCAACAAUCAUCCCCAUUUCACUUUAUGUGUCGAUAGAGAUGGUCAAAUUUAUUCAGUGCACUCAAUUUAUCAACAAGGAUUUGCAUAUGUACCAUCAUGAAACCAAUACCCCAGCAUUGGCCAGAACUUCAAAUCUGAAUGAAGAACUUGGGCAGGUGGAAUAUAUCUUCUCUGACAAAACUGGGACUCUGACAAGAAACUUAAUGGAGUUCUUUAAGUGUUCAAUUGGAGGAGAGGUCUACGGAAAUGGUGUGACUGAAAUUGAGAAGGGAAUAGCAGAGCGUAAUGGCAUAAAACUUGAGGAAAAUAUCUCACCCAAUGCAGUGCGAGAGAGGGGUUUCAAUUUUGAUGAUGCUAGGCUUAUGAGAGGAGCUUGGAGGAAUGAGCCAAAUCCUGAUAGCUGCAAGGAAUUCUUCAGAUGCCUUGCUAUAUGCCAUACUGUGCUUCCCGAGGGCGAUGAGGCCCCUGAGAAGAUCAGAUAUCAAGCUGCAUCACCUGACGAGGCUGCUUUGGUUAUUGCUGCGAAGCACUUUGGUUUUUUCUUUUACAGGGAAUUUGAGUGCUACUCCUUCAAAUGA
This is a messenger RNA of Gastrolobium bilobum, 1879 nucleotides long. RefSeq names its product phospholipid-transporting ATPase 3-like. The coding region runs from base 260 to 1879 and encodes 539 amino acids. Gene Ontology annotation, cellular component: plasma membrane. Lineage: Eukaryota; Viridiplantae; Streptophyta; Magnoliopsida; Fabales; Fabaceae. Gene Ontology annotation, biological process: phospholipid translocation. The transcript is spliced from 17 exons. The record is from RefSeq and is a predicted model, not a curated record. Gene Ontology annotation, molecular function: magnesium ion binding; ATPase-coupled intramembrane lipid carrier activity; ATP binding.